This is a messenger RNA of Stylophora pistillata, 4130 nucleotides long. RefSeq lists its product as uncharacterized. Lineage: Eukaryota; Metazoa; Cnidaria; Anthozoa; Scleractinia; Pocilloporidae. The record is from RefSeq and is a predicted model, not a curated record.
GAAAGAGGCUUGUCGUAUUCUUUCCUCCACAGUGUCGGGGAAACCUAAGCAUAAUUCUACUAACAGUUUUCAUAUAUUUGAGAUCGUAAGAUAUAAAGGUCAAGUCUGGAUGAUGGCAACUCCCAGCUGUCCGGCUGUUAAAACUGUUUCCUUAUUUGGUGAUUUUCUUACGCUUUCGUAAAUUUGUUUGUAGCGAAAGUGCGAUAAGUAUUCGGUUGUAUUGCUGUGGUCCGAUAUGAAACGCUGCCUAAAUUGGAAGCGGUAACUCUAAUCUAUGGUCCGCCAGUCGGCACUUUACAUUUCACCUGUUGAAUGAUAAUUUCAGUAACAAAGACCGUUUACAUUUCAGUCGUAACAAAGCGUUAAAUUUGCACUAAAGCAUUCUUCACACUUUAUCAAUCACGUCGCCAGCUUGAAAAGACAAUUGUUCAAGACUAAUGACGGAGCGCCUGCAUGGCAAAAAUGUCCUUAAAAUGUGAUAAAAUGUUUUUAGAGAGGAAUACCCAAAGAUAUGAAAUGCUCAUUGAUUUAAACGCCGCUCUUUGUUUCAUCGCGUGUUAUGAGUAAAUGUUUAAGUCCCAAGCAAGUGUCUUGAACUAGAUAACUUCUUGAAAAUAUGAAUUAUGACAAUAUCAAAUCAAACGAAAGGAAGGAGUCGUUUGUGAGAUUCUGUUUCUUUCGUUCUCGAUAACGCAGUCAUUGCUUUUUGUUCGUUACUACGAACCUCGAAGUCCAAUUGGUCAGAUUAUUCAAAACAUCCACCAGUCACUUCUUUGAUAUGAUUGGUGAAGGCGGAGACCAUAAUUUAUUCCACUUGGCGAGACAGGUGAAUUUCGGAUUACAAAAGAAAAAUUAAAAUCAACGACAGACGCCAGUUACGAUCAAACUUCCCAAAUCGUACAACAUGGAAGAAUUCAAGGCCAAAACAAGUCGAUACAGACAUGAGAUUGAUCAGGCCGAGGAACGCGAAAAAUCCGCCAUCAAAAAACUAGCGUUCGCAAAUCACGAUGCCGACGAGAAGGAAAAGGAACGGGAUGCGCUCAAGAGGAGAAAACGGCUGCUGGAACAAAAAUUGGAUGCAGUGGAAGAUCGAAUUUUCGACAAGGACAAAUUCUAUCGCGAAGAGCUUGCGAGGAAAGAGAGAGAAGAUCGACAGCGAAAGAUACUGGAUGAAUUGGAAGAGGAGGACGAACGAAAAUUUGAGAAGCUAGAAGCGGAAAUUAGGCGAUAUGAAAAAGCAGCCGAUUACAGCGAGCAUAAGUGUGCCGAGUGUCGGCGAAGGCUGCAGACUGUUACUCGUGAAACCGAACGCUUCAAAAUGCGUUUGCGAGUUGCCGUCGGAAAAGGAAGAGAGUUGGAGGAGCAGAACAAAUUCGUGGGAAGACAUUUACGAAAAUUGGAAAUUUCCGAAGAAAAACGGGGCGAUCGCGAGGAAGCUUUUGAGAAUAAAAUUCGCGAGCUCUGGCAGUUGAGGAGAGACCAGGAAAUGCGUUUCGAGACGGCGGAAAGGACGAUUGGAAGACUAGAGAGGGAAAAAAGCGCGUUGAAGGAAAAGCUUUACGAGGAAAAUCAGAAGCUCAACGACGUGAAAUCUAUGAUGGACGAGACCAUGAACGGUUUAGGCCGUUUCUGAGUUUCAGCAAACAAUGACUUGCCACAGGCCUUUUGUUUGCAUUACUAAAGAAAUGCAAAUCUGUUCAGUUCAUCGACACACGUGCCUUCCUUGGAAGUAAAAGUCUAUUGUUGGCUGACGUCACAAGUUGAAUUCUACAUAUGAUUUACCGCAAAUUGCUGGAGCAUUCUGAAAACAUAUGUAGCCAGGUAAUUUAACGAUUAGAGAAACAAUGCAGGCUGGGCAUUAUCAUUUUUUUCGUAAAACACUCAGAUGCGUUACAAAAGAAAUGUAGAAGAAAAAAUUAUGGAUAUUGAUUUUUGCAGUUCAGGUGGGAUGGUGCCAAACUAGUAUUUUGGAAGCACUGGUUAAAUCCACUUCAAAGCCUAAUUUUUUUUCAAACCUAUUCUUCAAUCUGUGUUGAUUUUUAUUGCAAUCACCUGAGAGAAUCAGUACGUAACAGUUAAAAAUAUAUUAAUGUCAUUGAAGUAGAUUUUGUGGUUGUGUCGACCAGUAUCCGGCCUUGUUUUAUUUACAUCUUAAUUUUUAUUUGAAGGUCGCACUCUCGGAAUAUACAACGCUUUUAUAUCCUAAAAGAAGGUCUCAAUGGAGUCAAUCUUUAGCUUUAAAAUGGCAAAAAUGUUUAGCUGUUACGCAUAAAAAAUUUAAACAUUUUAACACUAAGUCGUAAAAAAAAGGUUAAGCGUAAAAUAUUAAGUUUUCUUUUAAUCGCAACAGAAAGAGAUUUUAAAAGCGUUAGGUAUAAAAAGGCCAAGAUUUGACACCAUUUGCGUGAACAAAGAAAUCAGAUUUGAUCAUCUGGAGGUAAAUCCCUGGGAACAAAAAGCCUUUUGGAUUAUCACUGUCUUAGUUAAUAAAGAGUUUUCUUACAUUGAACCUUGUUCUGUUCUUUUCCCUUUAGUGCGCAUGUUAUUUUCAUGUUGUCCAAUGGUCUGUUAAGUUGUGAACAACUCGGAAUAUCAAAAUAAACUAUAUGUCUUUCUCCUAGCUAUCUGGCAGUAUGCUAUUUCGCUAUCAACACCAACAGCUUAGUAUGUGUAUGUUUCUAAAUCGUUAUUCUAAAACCUUACUGCCAGUAAGAACAUGCGUCACGGAAAAAAAAUUGAUAUUUCACAUGACUCAACCGGGAACGCGCCUACUAAAGUUUAGAUAAAAUAUGAAUGAGAUGCUUAGUCGACUAAAACUGCUUUAAGAUUCAUUUGGUUUUUCGCCAGCGUCUAGUGUUCAUUUUCUGUCAAAUCGUCAAAAUUCAAAGCUGUAUUUAAGCCGUGCACAUGUUUGUGUAAUGUCUUGUUUAAGGUUAUUGAGCCAACAUUUAAUGUUAACCGAGCAAUUUAGUCAACAAGACAAGGGGUAAUACACUAGAAUUAGUUUGAUAAUUCGGAAAAUGCUUACAGUAAAAUCUGUCAAUUGAAAAAAGGGAAAAAAGUUGUUUUGCUUACUGAAUUCCGACAUCAUAAUCAAGCUUGGCAAGUAUUUUUCAGUUCAUUUUUUUUAGGUCCUACUUACAUCUUGUAUUGUUUUAACACUUUGCAGCUGAGAGAUGACACUUUUCAAACAUUGUAGUGUCUGAUUGUAAUAUAAGAAUAAAAUGGGCUCAUUGAACUUUGUAGCAAACUUUCCCGGAAAUUCAUUUUGCAUUCAACCCUUAGUUAAGCUAACGACGACCACCAAUCAUUUCACUCCCUGCAUGGCACGUGACUUUGAUUGACAUUUAAACAACAAAGGAUUUUCCUUUCCAAGCAGAGCACAAUUUUCUGUCAAUCUUUGUGUUUGAGACGUUUUACUGCAAUUGCCAAGGAAAAACACUCGACAUUCAAAAUGGUUUUUGGAGUAAUUGGAUUUGGUCUGACAUCAACAGCAUUGUUGAUUACAUUUGGCAAAUAUUUUGCCAAGGACUGGUUUGGUUAUUUCAUGUUCGGGCUGAUAUUGUUCGAAGUGUUAAUGUUUACACUGACGAAAGGAAAGACCAUUGCACCAGAAAGGCCUCCAACAAGAACAGAGAAGACUUCUUCAAACAGACCGGCGUCCCCUCCUGCCUCACCCAAGGCUGCCUCCUCGGCGAAAGCUUCUAAUCAGUCGCCCAAAAACCAGGGCAGCAACAAGCAAGAGAAGGCAGCGGAGAAAACAGCGAGGAAAGCUCAAGCGAAGGAGGCUAAGGCCGAAGCAAAGGCGGCAGCUGCUGCUAAAUAGUUGGGUUCAUUAUUUCAUUUUUUUUUUCUUUUUCCAAGAACCAGUGGUGAAGAUAUUGGCUUUGGCAUCUAUUUGAUUGAAGGCAUCCCUCGAGAUGUGCAUAGCUGGUUGUUGGCAAAGAAAACAAAUUUAUAUCGGCAUAAGUACGUUGACUUUUCCAAUUGCCAACUGAAGAGACUCCUUUGGAAUACCAUGAUUUAUUUACAAAGUGUUUAUUGAAUAUAUAUGCGGAUCUUUUCUAGAGUUCUCUCUUUUUUCCAACUUUUUUAUUCAAAAGAUAUUAUACUAUGUGUUUAGAGCUUGA